AACAAGAAUAGUAAGAUAGAAGUGAAAAAAUUUACUGCUAUAUUAUUACGACAAAAAACAUGGAAUUUCGCGUUAACUGUUUGCAAAUCUUGUCGAAACUACACUAGUGAGAUUUCAUCAUGAAUAUAAAAUUCGAUACCAGUGAAUUCACGCGUCGUUUGAAGCGCACUUUCGACGGAAACAUAUCUUAUCGGAAAUUGUUCCUGUUGUUAUUUAUUGUAGCUAUUUUUCUCCUCUACAUCGGACCUUCCUUCCUGAGAUGGCUCUUCGGGCGUAGUGAACCGGUCAAAGAUAACACAAUUCGUUGUAUGGAUGACCGGUUAACGCCCUUCUAUUUACAAAACUUGGAGUAUAAUGUCAACAUACGACAUCAACCAGUGUUUUCUUAUGAGCACAACGCAAUUCCGUACGUUGGAAAUGGAUUUUUCGGCUUAGAAAUCCAAGCGGAUGCACAUCUAAACAUAUUCAAAGGCCGAGCUUUGCUACAGCCUGUAAAUUAUCAUCCUAUUGUAAGCGUUGCCGCAGGCGGCUCUGAAAUGCACCGGGAGGCCACUGUUGUGGAAUACACAAGUGGAAUUGUGCAUCGAUUUCAGUGUUUUCCAGAGGGUCAUUUCGCCUCUUAUCAAUACUAUGCUCACCGGACUAUUCCCUCGGUAUUGGUACAGGAAGUGCAGAUUACCAAUACCAGAAACCAGCUGGUGGAUGUUGAACUGGUGGUGCCGAGAAUUUCCGAUUGGCCAACUGCUAUUACUAAAAAUAUUAAGCUUCAGCAUGGUUCAUCAAUUUUGGAUUAUCAAGUUAUAACUGGAUUAGUUGAUAUGACCGCUACUUCUGAAGAUAAACGUGUCCGAAUAGUGUCGAUCGUUGCACGAAAACUGUCUCGUGUAGUUACAUUGAAAAAACGAGGAACCACAAAGCUUGAACUGCUCUUGGCUAUAAAUUAUUCAGAGCCUAUUCAAAGAGAGAAAUAUUCAACGCAGAAAGAAUUAACUGAGCAAUAUGCAAUCGAUGCAAUGAACAAAGCAUUACUGGCGGCUGAACAUGGAGAACAUAAUGCUUAUUACGCACUUAAAAAAGAUCACGUAAAAGUCUGGAAUAGUUUAUGGGAAACAAGUUUCCAUAUUAGUACAUCAAAGGCGGAGAACACUUUGAACGGAAAUGAUAUCAACGCAACUAUGUAUGCGGUCAUUUCUCACAGUAGAGCUUACGAGUUUGAGAACUUGAGCAGUUCUCAAAGAAAGAUGGAUAUUGCUAAGGCGUUAACAUAUGCUGAAGGCUGCUAUGAUAGCUAUCAUACAUUGCAGGCGGAAAACCUGUGGAAAAAAAUGAGCAGCCUGGAGGAGAUGAACAACGUGGUUGCCUCUUGGAUGUUGACGCUGGAAAAGCAAGGUUGUCAUAAUCUCCUCAAAGCCGGAGCUAGCGGAGUUAUUCAAGCAAUGGUACUCAGCUUUGGUGGUUUUCGUUUCAGUAAUCAACACUUAGAGCUGAAUAUACAUCCAAAAUUUCUGCACCGAGAUUACGAUUUCCGUCGACUUAACUACGGAAACAUGACUCACGUGAAUGUUUCGAUUGCUGUGCAAGACGACAAUAAAGCUGUUCUUUUUGUAGCGCUGGACCGUUCAGACCGAAGUUAUUACGCCUGCGACGCCGGCUGUUUGGACAUGCCCAUUCAAUUGGGUCCUACUCGUACUUUAUUUCCAGUGAAGUUAACUGAACCACUUACUUCGAUUCUGUACAUCACCUCCGAUAAAGCGCAUAUGGAAGACUUGCGACACGCAAUCCAUGUGAAAGAAGUUGUGGAAGCUCCAGCCCAUGAACAUCACGUGAUUGCUUUGCAUAAACAUGGCCACUCAUUGGGUGGGCUCCCAACCUUGUUCUGGGUUUCAAUUUGCGUUAUAAUCAUUGUAUUUCAUGUAUUCCUCUGCAAGCUGAUAGUGAAGGAAUACUGUGAACCUCCGGAUAAAAUGAGAUAUCGAUACAGUAAGCCGUAAAAUGGAGAAGCCGUUGGGGUCUUAUUUUGUUAGUUUAAUAUGUACAAGUUUGAAAUAAAUGUGACGAUUAGACCCGAAUGAAA
This is a messenger RNA of Wyeomyia smithii (pitcher-plant mosquito), 2074 nucleotides long. RefSeq lists its product as uncharacterized. The record is from RefSeq and is a predicted model, not a curated record. The transcript is spliced from 3 exons. NCBI's taxonomy places the organism in Eukaryota, Metazoa, Arthropoda, Insecta, Diptera, Culicidae. The coding region runs from base 120 to 1991 and encodes 623 amino acids.